UACAUGAAUGAACUUUCUUAUUUUCUUCCAUAAACCUUUCUUUCAUUAUUAACAUAUAUUAUAUAUACACAUUUCCUUAUAGCUUAUGAAAACCAUCAUUUCUUGUUGAUAUUUCUCUACUUACCCUCACCACUCACCACUGCACUUACCAUCACCAAAACAAAACACCAAAAGACAAAAAAACACUAUAUAUACCUAUAAUCAUACAUCAUUUGCUAUUGAACUCAACUAUAUCCAUUUGAACAUUUGCUAGAAAGAUGAAAAUGGUUGCCAUUGAAGAGCUUCCACAUGUCCAACCAGAAACUGUUGUGUAUGAGAUUGAUCAUUUGCAAAACCAACUAACAGAAAAGGUUAAUGAACUAGCAACUUUCCAAGAUGAAAUCAAGGCCUUAAGGGCAAUAGAAGUUCAGAAAGAUAAGGUCAUAGAAGAGCUGAGAAAUGAAGUUGGUAAGCUUGAUGAGAGACUAAGACUUAGUGAGAAUCAUCUUAAACAUAAGAAUCUUGAAAUCAAGAAACUAACAGAUGAGAAGAAAGAUGCGCUGGCCGCGCAAUAUGCUGCAGAAGCGGCUCUUAGGAGAUUGCACACUGAUCAAAAGGAGGAUGAUUUUUUUCCAUUUGAAAGUGUCAUUACUCCUCUUGAGGCUGAGAUUAAGAUGUAUAGAACCAAGAUUGCGGCGCUGCAAGAAGAUAAGAAAGCUUUGGAACGAAUCACAAAGUCGAAAGAGUUGGCGUUGCUUGAAGCAGAGAGGAUUUUAAGAAGUGCAUUAGAGAGAGCUUUGAUAGUUGAAGAAGUUCAGAAUGAAAACUUUGACUUGAAGAGACAGAUUGAAAUCUGCCAGGAGGAGAACAAAAUCUUAGAGAAAAGCCACCGGCAAAAGAUUGUGGAAGUUGAAAAGCUUAGCCAAACAAUCCACGAACUCGAGGAGCUCAUCUUAUCUAAUGGAGCCAACGCGAAUGUCAUUCGUGAUUAUGAACGACAGAUUUCUGCGUUGCAAGAUGAGAAGAGGACAUUGGAGAGGGAACUAGCAAGGGUAAAAGUUUCGGCUAACAGAAUUGCAACUGUUGCGGCUAAUGAAUGGAGGGAUGAACAUGAUAAGGUCAUGCCUGUUAGACAAUGGCUCGAAGAGAGACGAAUCCUGCAGGCAGAGAUGCAAAGGUUGAAAGACAAACUAACUAUAUCAGAGAGAACCGCAAAAGCAGAAUCGCAAUUGAAGGAUAAACUGAAGCUGAGGCUGAAAACACUGGAAGAAGGCUUAAAGAAAUUCUCAAUCAAUUCCAAUGCAUUUUCAGAAUCUCCGACAGAUGACAGAUCGAAUGUCUUAAGCUUCGUAACGAACAACGGUGGACUAAGAAACAGGUCUACAUCACAACCAAGAGGGUCUACUGUUGGAAGCACUUUGUUCCAAAAGGCAAACAUAAAAGGAAACAUGGACAGUGUUUCCGGGAACCGAAAACCUGCCAUCGUUGCAAAAUUAAAAUAUGGUUCUACAGAAAAUGUCUUCAAAAAAGGUAUAUGGGCAUCGAGAAACAAAUUUUCUGAUGGUGGUGAAAAAGAAAAUGAGAUGCAAGUGAACACAAGCAGUGUUAAAACCAGUGUUGAUGUUGAUGAAGACUCGAAAAGUAAUAGUUGUAAUGACUUGGGAAGCAAGGAUGUGGUCUCUGGAUUUUUAUAUGAUAAGCUUCAAAAAGAGGUCAUCAAUUUGAGGAAGUCUUGCGAAACGAAAGACAGUAACCUUCACACUAAAGAAGAAGAAAUAAAGAUGCUCACAAAGAAAGUUGACGCGCUAACAAAGGCUAUGGAAGUGGAAUGGAAGAAAAUGAAAAGAGAAGCCGCUGCUAGGGAGAAGGAGCUUGCAUCAAUAAAAUCGGAUGAUAAAAGGAAAAACAGAAGCUCCAACUUCUCUAAAAGGGUGAUGAAAGAACAUUGAACAUUCUUUAUGUGGAGAAAAUCGGAGGCAAUUUAUUUAUCAACGCGUCUUGUAAAUUUUCUUUGUAUAUACAAAACAUAAUUUAGUGUAAAAGUGUGUUCCAAUAAAGCUUCACCUGAGUAAUGAGUCUGAGAUCAAGUUCUGUACAUACAAAAGUAUUGGAUGUUACCUCUGUAAAACUACUGUUACUUUUAAAGUCACAAUAGUUCUGAAUCUAAAUGACAUGAUAACUGUUAUUAUGAA
Lathyrus oleraceus (garden pea) is the source of this 2171-nucleotide messenger RNA. Its product is annotated as microtubule-associated protein 70-5. NCBI's taxonomy places the organism in Eukaryota, Viridiplantae, Streptophyta, Magnoliopsida, Fabales, Fabaceae. The coding region runs from base 258 to 1928 and encodes 556 amino acids. The record is from RefSeq and is a predicted model, not a curated record. Gene Ontology annotation, biological process: cytoskeleton organization. Gene Ontology annotation, molecular function: microtubule binding. The transcript is spliced from 10 exons.